Messenger RNA from Paramecium pentaurelia, 582 nucleotides. The record is from the annotation of a GenBank genome assembly. Lineage: Eukaryota; Ciliophora; Oligohymenophorea; Peniculida; Parameciidae.
AUGAAAAUCAAUAUCGAGAUUAUUCUUAUCUAUAAUAUACUCAGAGUGAUUGGUUGGAUUCAAGUAAUUAUAUUUUUAGUUUACCAAACAAGUUUAGAACUUGAAGAUAUCACAACAAUUACAAAUUUAGUAAGAUGGUUAAUAUGGGCAAAGAUGCUUGAAAUAAUAUUUAUUAAGCCUAAUGAAAUUUUUGAUCAAAGAAACUUUGUUAAAUAUUAAUCCUAUCUAACUAGACUUUUAUGUGUAUAUUAUUUAAUGACUCCUGGUUUAUGUUUUUGCUCUUUUAGAAAUACUAUAAGUGGUUGGGCAAUUUAAGAAAUUUUUGAUUCCAUUUAUCAUAUAGGAUAAUCUGAUCUUACAACAUAAAUAAAAAAUACUCUAACUUACUUCUUAAUCCCUUACACUGCACUAGGAAUGUUUAGAAUAUUAAAUAGAGUUAUUGAAAAAAAUAUGGAUAAUAUUAUAAUUUAUAGGACAAUUUAAAUUGUGCUCAUUCUCUUUGCAAUGCAUCACUUAUACUUCAAUUUCAAAAAUAAUAACAUAAAGAAAUUUAAUAAAUCCAAAUUAAAAAAAAAUAUAUGA